CCGUUACUUCAUCUGUAAAAUGAGGUAAAAAUCGUCACAGGGUUAUUGUGAGGAUAAAGAGCCGACAUGUGUAAAAAGCGCCUGGCACAUCACUGCCCCUUAUACAUAAUAAGGGAGUCUUCUUCCUUUCCCUGAAUCCUUGAAGGCAUAUUAUUGUUGAGCAUGCAAUAAGCACUCAGUGGAGGUCUGCGGUGUGAUAUCCAAAAUUUACCUGGUCUUCUAGCAACGUCUUCUGAGAACAAAACUACUCAUCCCCUCAGGCCUUGGGGUACCACCCCAGUUUCAGUGCGUUGCCUAUCAACCUUGGGGUUGCUGGGGAUUGCAAUCCACGUGUCUUCUCCGAGCGCAGCUGGAGGCAGAUGCGUGGCUGUGGGCGGGGUGGCAUUCAUUCCUCGCUCGCUUUUCGCGACAGAUUGAUUUAAUCCCCGUGGGACUCAGUGGCUGGCGGCAUCCUGGGCUCCGCGGAUUGGCUGUCUCAGUUUGCCUCCGCCCUCCGUACCACCGCAUCCCAGGUGGCUCAGACCCCCCGCGGUGAUCUGUUUACCGAGAGGGCUCCUUCUCUGCACACACCCUCUCUGCGGCCCUGCCCGCCCAGGAAACAGGGAGAAACCAGGCAGAGCCAUUCCUCGUCCUUUCCCUCCCCACACCGCCCGGAGAGGUCGGGUAAGGGGUAAGGAGUGGGGGUGUGGGGAGGAGGGCGGGAGUCCCAGGCCAGGGGACUGUCGGCUGUCACUCAGUCCCAGCAACCUCGCGCGGACCCAGGAAUUCUAUCCCCAGGCCCAGCUCCUGCUCCCUCCGCCCCAGCCCUAUAGCGUGCUCAGGGUGACUUGCCCUCCCCGGGGCAAGCAGCCAGAAGCUGGGUCUCAGAGAUGCUAGAAGAGGCACAGACUUGGAAACUUCACUCACAGAUGUUCCCUCCUCCUCCAGACGGUGAUGAUGAACGCCAAGCCGGCCGGACCCCCAGACGGGGGCUGGGGCUGGGUGGUGGCGGCCGCAACCUUCGUGGUGAAUGCGCUCUCCUAUGGGUUGUUACGUUCCCUGGGCCUUGCCCUCCCUGACCUCGCGGACCACUUUGAUCGAACUGCUCAGGACACUGCGUGGGUCAGCGCCCUGGCCCUAGCCGUGCAGCAGGCAGCCAGCCCAGUGGGCAGCGCACUGAGCACCCGCUGGGGGGCGCGCCCGGUGGUGAUGGCUGGGGGCAUCCUCACCUCGCUUGGCUUUAUCUUCUCGGCUUUUGCGGGCAGUCUGCUGCACCUCUACCUUGGUCUGGGCGUCCUUGCUGGCUCCGGCUGGGCCCUGGUGUUUGCUCCUGCCGUCGGGACCCUCUCCCGGUACUUCUCCCGCCGUCGAGUCUUCGCUGUGGGGCUGGCCCUCACCGGCAACGGGGCCUCCUCACUGCUCCUAGCGCCUGCCUUGCAGCUCCUCCUGCAUACUUUCGGCUGGCGGGGGGCCCUGCUCCUCCUUGGUGCCAUUACCCUCCACCUCACUCCCUGUGGCGCCCUUCUGCGACCCCUGGCCCUUCCUGGCGACUCUCCAGUACCACCCCAAGGGCCCCUAGCUGCCCUCGGCCUAGGUCUCUUCACUCGCCGCUCCUUCUUAGUUUUUGCUCUGGGCACAGCCUUGGUGGGGGGUGGGUACUUCGUCCCUUACGUGCACUUGGCCCCUCACGCUUUAGACCAGGGCCUCAGGGGGUAUGGAGCAGCGCUGGUGGUAGCAGUGGCAGCAGUGGCGGAUGCCGGUGCCCGGAUGGUCUGUGGGUGGCUGGCGGACCAGGGCUGGGUGCCCCUCACGCGGCUGCUGGCAGUGUUUGGGGGUCUGACAGGGCUGGGGCUGCUGGCCGUGGGGCUGGUGCCGGUAGUGGGGACUGAGCAGGGCUGGGGGGGCUCCCUGCUGGCCACAGCUGGGGCCUAUGGGCUGAGCGCUGGUGGUUUCGCCCCACUGGUUUUCGGUGUGCUUCCGGGACUAGUGGGCAUCGAAGGUGUUGUACAAGCCACUGGGCUGGUGAUGAUGCUGAUGAGCCUUGGGGGGCUUCUGGGCCCUCCGCUGUCAGGCUUCCUAAGAGAUGAGACAGGAGACUUCACCACCUCCUUCCUUGUGUGCGGCUCUUUGGUCCUCUCUGGCAGCUUCAUCUACAUGGGGCUGCCUGGGGUGCUGCCCUGCUGCCAUCCAGCCUCAAGUCCAGCCACCCCUCCCCCUAAGACGGGGGAGCUGCUCCCCAUUCCUCAAGUUGCCCUGCUGUCCCCAGGAAACGCUCACUCCACUCUGGACACCACUUGUUGACCAUUUUCUUUUGGUUUAAGCCCAUCCCCUAAUAAAGAAUUUCUGAUUUUCCUGCAAGCUCCAAUUGUUAGCCAAUCUAGGACGCUGAAAACAUUCUACUUAAGAUAUUAAAAAAGGCUGGUUGAAAGAAACAGGAUCCCACUAAAUCUUGGAGAAGAGGAAAGGUAUCUAUCUGUUCAGCCAGUCCAUUUCUCUUUACCCUAGCUGUUGCCAGUAUAACAUGGAAUCUUUGAGAA
Molecule: messenger RNA, 2516 nt
Organism: Hipposideros armiger (great roundleaf bat)
Lineage: Eukaryota; Metazoa; Chordata; Mammalia; Chiroptera; Hipposideridae
Gene: SLC16A11
Product: solute carrier family 16 member 11
Exons: 4
Coding region: 934-2280 (448 amino acids)
Biological process (GO): monocarboxylic acid transport; transmembrane transport
Molecular function (GO): monocarboxylic acid transmembrane transporter activity
Source: RefSeq, a predicted model, not a curated record